Messenger RNA from Chiloscyllium plagiosum (whitespotted bambooshark), 1042 nucleotides. Lineage: Eukaryota; Metazoa; Chordata; Chondrichthyes; Orectolobiformes; Hemiscylliidae. The record is from RefSeq and is a predicted model, not a curated record.
UCCUACUUUCACUCGAACUCUUUAAAAAGACCCUGAAAUUCCGGAAGUCCUUUCCACUGGCGGCUGGGGCACAGGUAUCAAUUUUGCAUGGCGUUCAGGGUGAAUGGCUCAUGGUGAUGCAGCAGAAAACCGGAUCAUUUUGCGAAGCAAAUUGAGAGAAAUUGAGCGACACACACACACACAGCCUGACGCAGAGACUGUGGGCGGACUGUGGUAUAUAUACACCCGCCGCGAAACGGGCUCCAAACGCCCAACUCCAGGAUCCCAACCGUGCAACAGCCGAACGAAGCAACUUCUCCUGCGGUUCCUCAGCGACCAAUAACCACCACAGCGUUGCUGAAUCUGCUCAUGUCGCCCUGAUUUACAGCCUGGGAGAGUCGAACACUUUCAGCUGUCCGGAUUUCUGCAUGUCGGUGAAAGUCUUGUUUUUGUGGCUUACUCAUUCUUCGUUCGCAGUUUAUGACCAGCCUGUAUAUAGCAUGCAGUGCCUUGGCGGCAGCUUGUCCCUGAUGCUGAUCUGGAUGCUGACGGUGGUUCUGGCCCAGAAAAGGAACACAGACCCAAUGAGCCUGGGGGAGAUCGACCCGCAGUGCUGGGAGAGCUCCUCUCUCGCCCUGGUCGAGAUGAAGAAGCUGCGGGUCGCCGAGACGGUCAGCGGCCUCUGGGACUUCAUGAUCUACCUGAAACUCUCGGAGAAACCCAAACACUCCGCCUUGUUCAUUGACCUGGCUCAGCUGUUCUGGGAUAUAUAUGUGGACUGUGUACUCUCAAGGUCUCAUGGACUGGGCAGGAGGCAGAUCGUUACGGGAUAUACCCUGAUGUACCCACAGUACACGACAGGGUUGGCACGUUCAAGUGACAAGCAAUUAAAGUUCUAAUGCCUGCAAAUUCCCACAAGAACUUGAGUCUUCGGAAUACCAACUCUCCCGCUCAAGUGAAGCAAGAUUGUCUGUUCUACGCGUUGUAUCAAUGAGCGUGUGGAUAAUUACUUCUCUUUAAUAUUAAACAGUAGCCCUCACGUGGGUUGACGCAAACUUGUAAU